AUAAUAGUAAUAUUAAGCAGACAUGUCACACAAGUAACGGAACUUAUUAAACUCGGCACGCAGUAUGCCCGCCGGAUGAACUACCUCUCAAAUCGCAUUUUCGGCGAAGUGGCGCGUACCACCAACGAGAAGUCCAUGAAGGUGGUUCGCAUGUUCUCGGAGGAGCCCAUUCACAAGCGGGACUACGUGGUCAACUGGUAUCCGCGCCACGUGGAGACGCAUCUGCUGAUGAAGAACCUGCGCGACUACGGAUUGUUCCGGGAUGAGCACCAGGACUUCAAGGAGGAGAUGAAGCGUCUGCGCAUGCGCGGCAAGGCGCCACCCAAGAAGGGCGAGGGCAAGCGAGCCUCCAAGAAGUAGUACCAUAAAUACACAUACAAAUCCAACUUUA
Messenger RNA from Drosophila suzukii, 391 nucleotides. It is a transcript of the gene mRpS33, whose product is annotated as mitochondrial ribosomal protein S33. Gene Ontology annotation, cellular component: mitochondrion. The record is from RefSeq and is a predicted model, not a curated record. NCBI's taxonomy places the organism in Eukaryota, Metazoa, Arthropoda, Insecta, Diptera, Drosophilidae.